GGAAUAAAUAUCAUAUAUAUCAAUACAUUGGCCUGAUGUAAGCUAAUAUUAUCAUACAAGAAUACAAACACAUAUAACUCAGUUUUGAAAUGUAAUAGCGUGAUCGGACUGUGUACUCGAAGAAGUAGGUCAAAACAAAAACAUGUAGAUAACAAUUGUUUUAUAACUAUCCUGCGUAUCCAGACUAACAAUAUGAGGCCAGACAUGAAUGAAAGGAACCCUAUUAUGGAUGACACAGAUGAUAUGGAAGAUGACCCAAAUGAUGGCCAAACAGAAACAUACAGUUAUGAAGAUGCUUUAAAAUUGACUGGUUAUGGCAAGUUUCACAUGCUUGUGCUAGCACUGAGUGGCUGGGCAGUGUCCAGUGAUGCAGUCGAGGUACUUGCAAUAUCCUUUGUACUGCCCUCAGCUGAAUGUGAUCUCCGCAUGUCCAGCUCUGACAAAGGAUUACUGAAUGCCCUCCUCUUUGUUGGUAUGAUGAUUGGAGGGUUUUGCUGGGGUACUCUUGCUGACAUUAAGGGAAGACGUGGCAUUGUGAUAUGGUCACUCGCAGUCAAUGGAUUAGCUGGCCUGGGCUCUGCCUUUGCUCAAUCAUACUGGCUUUUCCUUCUACUACGCUUUAUCAGUGGCAUUGGUGUUGGAGGCAGUAUACCAGUGGUGUUUAGUUACUUCUCAGAGUGGCAGUGUAAGGAGAGGAGAGGUAGCAUGAUCAGUCUUCUUUCAACAUUCUGGAUGUGUGGCAAUGUGCUUACUGCAGCCAUAGCAUGGGCAGUCAUCCCACACCCAAAUCUUGGAUACUUCAGCUCUACUUUCACUUUCAACAGUUGGAGGAUCUUUGUAGUCCUAGCUACAUUCCCUGCCCUUACAGCAUCCUUGUUAUAUAUAUUUAUGCCUGAAAGUCCAAAAUUUCUACUCAUGCAAGGAAACGAUAAAGCAGCUCUUGCCAUCCUGGCUAAUGUCUACCAGCGCAACAAGGGAACACAGAAUCAGUAUCCAGUAGAGAGGCUAGAAAGAUUCAUGUAUGAGGAUGAGUCUGAGGCAAAGUACACAUUGUUAAAGAUGAGGGGCAACUCAUGUAUGCAGAUGUUCAGGAGAAUGCAGCAUACAGUUAUCAAGAUAUUUCAAACAGCCAUCACUAUGUUCAAGCAGCCAUACACACGUAGCUCACUUAUUAUGUGGUUCAUUAACUUCAGUAUAUGCUUUGGGUACUAUGGAUUGUUUCUAUGGUUACCAGAGCUGUUUAAGAGAUUAGAGCUUGGUGAGGGAUCUGUUUGCUACACUCCAAGUGCUAACACAACCUCGCAUAAUUCAAACUCUACAUGUACAGAUGCAGGACUUGACACAAAUAUAUAUUCAGAGAGUAUGCUGACUGCCUUGGCAAACCUACCUGGUAACAUACUCACUAUUUUCCUCAUGGACAAAAUAGGCAGGAAAAUAUUAUUGACAUCUAGUAUGAUCAUCUCAGGUGUUAGCGUCUUCUUCAUCUACCUCGUCCACAACAAAGUUGAAAGUCUUGUGAUGUCAUGUGUCUUUAGUGGUUUCUCAACUAUAGGCUUUAAUGCCAUCAAUGUAGUUCAGGUGGAGCUCUAUCCAACACAGUUAAGGUCCACUGCAUAUGGCAUACUAACUGGAACAUGUAGAAUUGGUGCAAUAGUUGGGAAUCUUAUAUUUGGACAGUUAGUAGAUGUAAAUUGUGCUGUCCCUAUGUUGAUGGUGGCUGGUCUGCUGUCUUCAGGAGGCUUAAUGGCUAUAAAAUUGCCUAAUAAGACACAACAAGAUAUCAACUGAAAUAUAUUUUGCUCAAAAUAAAACAUAUGAUUAUGUGAAUUAUGUGAACAAACACUGAAUAUUUUGUUCAUAUUUAAUAUAUGGAUACUCAUAAGAAUGGCUAGUAGCAUUUUAAUAUUUUUAUCCCAACAAAAGUUCUGUAGGGAUAUUGUGAAGCCAUUCAUCUGUCCCUCAGUUUGGAAAAUAACUUCAAUACUAGAAAUCUAGUAGCUCUAUUAUACUCAAAUCAAAGGCAAUUUAGAGUAGAUUUCAAAUAUUGUAUCAUUUUUCUGAUUCGGACAGGAUAACUAAACCACAACGUACAAAAUUUCCCAAAACACGACUCAUAUAUUUACCAUGAUAGUCCAUUAAUAGCAGUAGUAAAGUCUAUUUAUGUCUCACACACUAAAAUAUAUAGUAACUGUAUGAGAGGGUUGUCCCAGAAGUAAUGCACUAUAUGCUCUAACUUUAUCAAUAAUU
Messenger RNA from Owenia fusiformis, 2247 nucleotides. NCBI's taxonomy places the organism in Eukaryota, Metazoa, Annelida, Polychaeta, Sabellida, Oweniidae. The record is from the annotation of a GenBank genome assembly.